UCCACCACGCGCAGAACAACGGUCAAAAGCGGGUGCUUUCAUCCUGUCAUAGUUUCUUUUUCUUCUCUGCGAUCAAUAGAAGAAGUAAAGAAGUAGUAUAGUAGUAGUAUCACCAUGAUGUUCCAUCUCCAGAGCUUCCUCCUGACAACGUCGGUUGUCUUACUCUCCACCAGUGCGGUGGUGAACGCCCGCCACUCGGAAUUUGUCAUGCUGGAAGGCCACGAUCAAGUCGAGUCCUACACAUCCCCACUCCCCUACACGUACAUUGCCGAAGACGAUUUACCCGAUGACUUUACCUGGGGCAACGUCCAUGGCAAAUCCUACUUGACCAAGAGUCUCAAUCAACACAUUCCCCAAUACUGUGGUUCCUGUUGGGCUCACGGGGCCAUGAGCAGUUUGUCCGAUCGCAUCAAGAUUGCAAGAAACGCUACCGGUGAUGAAAUUAAUCUCUCUAUUCAACACAUUCUCAAUUGUGCUGGACGCGUCGCUGGAAGUUGUCACGGAGGUUCCCAUACGGGUGUCUAUCAAUUCAUCAAACAAAAUGGUCACGUCUCGUACGAUACCUGUGCGCCCUACAUUGCCUGCAGUUCCGAAUCGACGGAUGGAUUUUGCGGACACGUCGAUACCACUUGCACGGCCAUUAAUACGUGUCGCACGUGUACCCAUGGAGCGGCGGGAUGUGCUGCCAUUAACGUAUUUCCCAAUGCGUCCUUGGCCGAAUAUGGAACCUACUCGGUCUUGAAAGAUAUGACCAGUGUCUCGCACAAAAUCAAGGCCGAAGUCUAUGCCAGAGGUCCCGUUGCGGCGGGAGUCAAUGCUGAACCCAUUGUCAAAUACGAAGGAGGGAUUGUGAACAAUACGCAUUUUUGGAACAUGAUGGUCAACCAUAUCGUCGCCAUUGUCGGAUGGGGAACUGAUAAGGCAACGGGCAAACAGUAUUGGAUUGUCAGAAAUAGUUGGGGAGAGUACUGGGGCGAGCUUGGCUACUUUCGCAUUGUCAUGGGACAUAAUGCAUUGGGCAUUGAGUCCACCAUUGCCUGGGCCACUCCAGCGGCCUUUACGGUGCAAAACUUUCCAUGCAAUGAAGAUGGAGCGAACUGUCAGGAUGCACCGUCUUUUGAGAGCAGCAGUAGUAGUAGUGUUCGCACCCAGUACUACACCGAUCCUUCCAAGGAUGGUGUCCCUCUUGGGGCUCUCCUGAGCCAAAAGUAA
Molecule: messenger RNA, 1212 nt
Organism: Seminavis robusta
Lineage: Eukaryota; Bacillariophyta; Bacillariophyceae; Naviculales; Naviculaceae
Source: the annotation of a GenBank genome assembly